AUGUGGAACUCGCGUAAAGUCGGAAUCCUCGGAGGCGGCCAGCUGGGCCGUAUGCUCGUCGAGUCCGCCAACCGACUGAACAUCCAGGCCAAUGUCUUAGAUGCGGAGAAUGCCCCGGCUAAGCAGAUUAGCGCUCACACCGGCCAUGUGACGGGCUCGUUCAAGGAGCGUGAGGCGGUGCGCGAACUUGCAAAGGGCUGCGAUGUCGUGACUGCUGAGAUUGAGCAUGUGGAUACCUAUGCGCUUGAGGAGAUUGCCUCGGAGGUCCGGAUCGAACCCAGCUGGGAGGCUAUCCGGACGAUUCAGAACAAGUUCAACCAGAAGGAGCACCUUCGCAAGUAUGGCAUUCCGAUGGCAGAGCACCGGGAGUUGGCCAAGAACACUCCGGAGGAACUUGCGGCGGUUGGAGAGCAGCUUGGGUUUCCUCUGAUGUUGAAGUCGAAGACUAUGGCCUAUGAUGGACGUGGGAACUAUCGUGUGAACUCGAAAGAUGACAUCCCCGAAGCAUUGGAAGCACUCAAGGACCGACCUUUGUAUGCGGAGAAAUGGGCUUAUUUCAAGAUGGAACUUGCUGUCAUGGUUGUGAAGACCAAGGAUGAGGUCCUGUCGUACCCCACCGUCGAAACCGUUCAAGAAGACUCGAUAUGCAAGCUCGUCUACGCCCCCGCACGAAACGUCUCGAACGCAAUCAACCAGAAGGCCCAGGAACUCGCCCGCAAGGCCGUCUCCGCCUUCGAGGGCAAGGGUGUCUUCGGUGUCGAGAUGUUCCUGCUCGAAGACGACAGCCUCCUUCUCUGCGAAAUCGCCAGUCGCAUCCACAAUUCCGGCCACUACACCAUCGAGGGCUGCCCCUUGUCCCAAUUUGAUACCCACAUUCGUGCCAUCCUCGACCUCUCCAUCCCCCCUCAAAGCCUCGAAAUCCGCCAACCCUCCAUCAUGCUUAACAUCAUCGGCGGCGCUGAACCAGACACCCACCUCAAGGCCGCAGAGCAUGCACUCUCCAUCCCCAACGCCAGCAUCCACCUAUACAGCAAGGGCGCUGCAAAACCGGGCCGCAAGAUGGGCCACAUCACCGUGACCGCUGCCACGAUGCACGAGGCCGAGACGCACAUCCAGCCGCUCAUCGACGUCGUUGACGACAUCCGCGCGCAGCGCACCGACGUCAAGACCAAAGCCCAGCCAUCGGGCCCCUCGAAGCCUGCCCCCUCCGUUGCUGUCAUGAUGGGCUCGGAUAGUGACCUAAAGACUCUCGUGCCGGGUCUUAAGCUGCUCCGAGACUACUUCGGUAUCGAACCUGCUGUCGAUAUCACCUCUGCCCACCGCACCCCGACUUACAUGGCCGAGUACUCUGCCGACGCUGCCGCACGGGGUAUCAAGGUCAUCAUCGCCGCUGCCGGUGGUGCCGCUCACCUGCCGGGUAUGGCAGCUGCCCACACUGCCCUCCCUGUGAUCGGUGUCCCGGUUAAGGGUAGCUCGCUCGACGGAGUUGACAGCUUGUACAGCAUCGUCCAAAUGCCCAGAGGCGUCCCCGUCGCAACCGUCGGAAUCAACAACAGCAUCAACGCUGCUCUUCUGGCAGCGCGCAUCCUGGGCUCGUUCGAGCCGACUAUCCAGCGCAAGGUCGAGGCAUACGCGGAGAAGGCGCGGGCUGAGAACAUGGAGCAGAAGGGUGUCAGGAUGCAAGAGCUUGGGUGGGAGAAGUACUUUGAGUCUAUGUAA
Molecule: messenger RNA, 1719 nt
Organism: Aspergillus chevalieri
Lineage: Eukaryota; Fungi; Ascomycota; Eurotiomycetes; Eurotiales; Aspergillaceae
Gene: ADE2
Product: phosphoribosylaminoimidazole carboxylase ADE2
Exons: 4
Coding region: 1-1719 (572 amino acids)
Biological process (GO): 'de novo' IMP biosynthetic process
Molecular function (GO): metal ion binding; phosphoribosylaminoimidazole carboxylase activity; ATP binding
Source: RefSeq, a predicted model, not a curated record